Messenger RNA from Dovyalis caffra, 570 nucleotides. Lineage: Eukaryota; Viridiplantae; Streptophyta; Magnoliopsida; Malpighiales; Salicaceae. The record is from the annotation of a GenBank genome assembly.
AUGCAGAAGUACUUGUUUUCUCCUCAAGACCACACACCAAUAGCAGAACUAAUCAGCAAAGAAGCCAAAAUCACCAUCACAGUUGGAGGAGUUGCAACCCAAGCAGCAGCAGGAGGUGCACCGGGGGCAACGUCUCCCGCAUUGGAGUUGGAUGAAUUUGAUGGCGCGGAGCUUGACUCAGGUGUUGGGGUUGGAGUUGAUGAAGAUGGUGAUGGUGGAGUUGAUGAAGAUGGUGAUGGUGAUUCUUCUGGUGUUGGAGUACUAGCCAGUGGAGACGGAGACUUUGGUGGUUGUGCUGGUGCUGGAGGAUUAGCCAAUGGAGAUGGAGAGCUUUCUGAUCCUGGAGCCGAUGCUGGCGACUUUGAUGGCACUGGUGACAUCUGUGGUGUCUUGGCCGCUGGUGAUGGCCCUGGGGCCCCUGUUGGACCCUCGCUAAUUGGUGAUGGAGCCAAUGUUGGUGUAUUAGCGCUUGGCGGUGAAGACUUUGCAGGAACUGGUGACAGCCCUGGAGCCCCAGUUGGAGCCUUGCCGCUUGGCGAUGGGGAGAUAGGUGACACUGAUGGGACUUGA